This is a messenger RNA of Sordaria macrospora k-hell, 363 nucleotides long. RefSeq lists its product as uncharacterized. Lineage: Eukaryota; Fungi; Ascomycota; Sordariomycetes; Sordariales; Sordariaceae. The record is from RefSeq and is a predicted model, not a curated record.
AUGUCGUACACAAUCGAAGUCACGGAUACUACCCCCGUCAAUGUUGAGUUUACAGGCUCAACUGACUUCUUCGUUUACGGCCAUACUUUCCUCAGCAUUACUCGGUGCGGUUAUGAAGAUGCAUGCAUCAAGAUGGAGACUUUCGGCACUUCCGGCUUUACGUUGAAGGCUGCGUCUUUGGUCAAGAUCAAGUCUGCUUCGGAGAAAGGGUUCACGGUUCACGUGAAGAAGAGUGAGGGCAAUGUGGCCUUUUACAACAGUGAAGGUCCCAGUCACAUUCACGGGGAAGUGGAGGGUUUUUAUGACGGCAUCAACAGCCUGAAGCGGAAGCAGGCUGAGGCUAAUCUGAAGCGGUUGAUCUGA